Messenger RNA from Meriones unguiculatus (Mongolian gerbil), 8947 nucleotides. It is a transcript of the gene Vwf, whose product is annotated as von Willebrand factor. Gene Ontology annotation, cellular component: extracellular matrix. Gene Ontology annotation, biological process: cell-substrate adhesion; blood coagulation. NCBI's taxonomy places the organism in Eukaryota, Metazoa, Chordata, Mammalia, Rodentia, Muridae. The record is from RefSeq and is a predicted model, not a curated record. The transcript has 52 exons. Gene Ontology annotation, molecular function: protein binding. The coding region runs from base 382 to 8823 and encodes 2813 amino acids.
GGGGAGCAAGGCAGCUCAUUAAGGCAGCUUCCAGGAGCUCUCCCUCCCGGCUCUUCAAGUCUUAUCAGCCUGGAAGUACUUCUACAACUGCAUCCUGCCAUUGUUUCCUGUCCAUAAUUAAGAGAAGGCCAGGGCCCUGUUGUGACAGCUCCAAGCUAUUGCAGCGUAGAGGAGUGGGUGCUUGGUCACAGCUUGGGCUUGCUCUCCCUGGCUGUGAGAACUUUGCAGCCCCUGGACUAUUCAACAGUGACACAGCCCACAGCCUGAGAAGAUCAGCGGGCAGGCAGUUUCUCUGGAACAUGACCUAGGAGUGGUGGCACAACUGAGCAGCAGUUUUCCCAAGGGACCUUGGAGAGACAGCCCCUAUUUGUAAGGGGGAAGAUGAAUGCUGCCAGGUAUAAGAUCUGGCUGUUUGUUUUGGCCCUCACCUGGCCAGGGACCCUCUGCACAGAAAAGAACCGUGACAGGCCGUCGACGGCCCGAUGCAGCCUCUUUGGGGAUGACUUCAUCAACACUUUUGAUGAGACCAUGUACAGCUUCGCAGGGGGCUGCAGUUACCUCCUGGCUGGGGACUGCCAGCAACGCUCCUUCUCCAUUCUCGGGAACUUCCAAGAUGGCAAGAGAGUGAGCCUGUCUGUGUAUCUUGGGGAGUUUUUUGACAUCCAUUUGUUUGUCAAUGGCACCGUAAUGCAGGGAGACCAAAGCAUCGACAUGCCCUAUGCCUCCAAAGGACUCUACCUAGAACGUGAGGCUGGGUACUUCAAGCUUUCCAGCGAGGCCUUUGGUUUUGUGGCCAGAAUUGAUGGUGAUGGCAACUUCCAGGUCCUGAUGUCAGACAGACACUUCAACAAGACCUGUGGGCUGUGUGGUGACUUUAACAUCUUUGCUGAAGAUGACUUUAGGACGCAGGAAGGGACUUUGACCUCAGAUCCCUAUGACUUUGCCAACUCCUGGGCCCUGAGUAGCGGAGAGCAGCGGUGUAAACGGGCAUCUCCUCCCAGCAGGAACUGCAGCAGCUCCUCUGAGGACAUGCAGAAGGCCAUGUGGGAGCAGUGCCAGCUACUGAAGAGCGCCUCGGUGUUUGCCCGCUGCCACCCUCUGGUGGACCCCGAGCCUUUCGUGGCUCUCUGUGAGAAGAUCCUGUGUACGUGCACCACGGGGCCGGAGUGCGCAUGUCCCGCUCACCUUGAGUACGCUCGGACCUGCACCCAGGAAGGGAUGGUGCUGUACGGCUGGACUGAGCACAGUGCCUGUCGCCCAGCAUGCCCUGCUGGCAUGGAGUAUAAGGAGUGUGUGUCUCCCUGCACCAGGACCUGCCAGAGCCUGCCCAUCAAUGAAGUGUGUCAGCAGCAGUGUAUGGAUGGCUGUGGCUGCCCUGAGGGAGAACUCCUGGAUGAAGGCCUCUGUGUGCAGAGCUCCGAAUGUUCUUGUGUGCAUGCUGGGAAGCGGUACCCUCCCGGGACCUCCCUCUCUCAAGACUGCAACACUUGCAUCUGCAGAAACAGCCUGUGGAUCUGCAGCAAUGAAGAAUGCCCAGGAGAGUGUCUUGUCACAGGCCAAUCCCACUUCAAGAGCUUUGACAACAGAUACUUCACAUUCAGUGGGAUCUGCCAGUACCUGCUGGCCCGGGACUGCCAAGACCACUCUUUCUCCAUCGUCAUAGAGACCGUGCAGUGCGCCGAUGACCCUGACGCCGUCUGCACCCGCUCAGUCAGCGUGCGGCUGUCUGACCUGCACAACAGCCUCGUGAAGCUGAAGCACGGAGGGGGAGUGGCCAUUGACGGCCAGGAUGUUCAGAUUCCCUUCCUGCAAGGUGACCUCCGCAUCCAGCACGUGGUGAUGGCUUCUGUACGCCUCAGCUUCGGGGAGGACCUGCAGAUGGACUGGGAUGGCCGCGGGCGGCUACUGGUUAAGUUGUCCCCAGUCUAUUCUGGGAAGACCUGUGGCUUGUGUGGGAAUUACAAUGGCAACAAGGGAGAUGACUUCCUCACUCCGGCGGGUCUGGUGGAGCCCCUGGUGGUGGACUUCGGAAACGCCUGGAAGCUUCAAGGGGACUGUCCGGACCUGCACCGACAACACAGCGACCCCUGCAGCCUGAACCCACGCUUGACCGGGUUUGCGGAGGAGGCAUGUGCGCUCCUGACUUCUUCCAAGUUCGAGGCCUGCCACCGCACAGUCAGCCCUCUGCCCUACCUGCAGAACUGCCGCUAUGACGUUUGCUCCUGUUCCGACGGCCGGGAGUGCCUGUGUAGCGCAGUGGCCAACUAUGCUGCCGCGUGUGCCGGAAAAGGCGUGCACAUCGCGUGGCGGGAGCCAGACUUCUGCGCUCUGGACUGCCCCCGGGGCCAGGUGUACCUGCAGUGUGGCAAUGCCUGCAACCUGACCUGCCGCUCCCUCUCCUACCCGGAUGAAGAGUGCAGUGAAGUCUGUCUUGAGGGUUGCUUCUGCCCCCCAGGGCUCUAUCAGGAUGAACGAGGGGACUGCGUGCCCAAGGCCCAGUGCCCCUGUUACUACGAUGGUGAGCUCUUCCAACCCGCAGACAUCUUCUCAGACCGUCAUACCAUGUGUUACUGUGAAGAUGGCUUCAUGCACUGUACCCCGAGCGGUGCCCCAGGGAGCCUGUUGCCAGACGUUGUCCUCAGCAGCCCCCUGUCUCACCGCAGCAAAAGGAGCCUGUCCUGUCGGCCACCCAUGGUCAAGUUCCUGUGUCCUGCUGACAACCCACGGGCUCAAGGGCUGGAGUGUGCCAAGACAUGUCAGAACUACGACCUGGAGUGCAUGAGCCCGGGCUGCGUGUCCGGCUGCCUCUGUCCCCCAGGCAUGGUCCGGCAUGAAAACAAGUGUGUGGCCUUGGAGCGCUGUCCCUGCUUCCACCAGGGCCGAGAGUACGCCCCAGGGGAGACAGUGAAGAUCGACUGCAACAGCUGUGUCUGCCAGGACCGGAGGUGGAACUGCACGAACCACGUGUGUGACGCCACCUGCUCUGCCAUCGGUAUGGCCCACUACCUCACCUUUGAUGGACUCAAGUACCUGUUUCCCGGGGAAUGCCAGUAUGUUCUGGUGCAGGAUUACUGUGGCGGGAACCCUGGGACCUUUCGGAUCUUGGUGGGAAGUGAGGGUUGCAUUCAUCCCUCUGUGAAAUGCAAGAAGCGGGUCACCAUCCUGGUGGAAGGAGGGGAGAUUGAACUGUCUGAUGGGGAGGUGAAUGUUAAGAGGCCCCUGAGAGACGAGUCUCACCUUGAGGUGGUUGAGUCGGGCCGGUACGUCAUCCUGCUGCUGGGUCAAGCCCUCUCUGUGGUCUGGGACCACCACCUCAGCAUCUCCGUGGUCCUGAAGCACAGGUACCAGGAACAGGUAUGUGGCCUGUGUGGGAACUUUGAUGGCGUCCAGAACAAUGACCUCACCAGCAGCAGCCUUCAGGUAGAGGAAGACCCCAUUGACUUUGGGAAUUCCUGGAAAGUGAGCUCACAGUGUGCCGACACAAGAAAGCUGUCACUGGAUGUGUCCCCUGCCACCUGCCACAACAACAUCCUGAAACAGUCAGCGGUGGACUCAUCCUGCAGAAUCCUUACCAGCAACAUUUUCCAGGGCUGCAACAGGCUGGUGGACCCUGAGCCAUACCUGGACAUCUGCAUUUAUGACACUUGCUCCUGUGAGUCCAUUGGGGACUGCGCCUGCUUCUGUGACACCAUCGCUGCCUACGCUCAUGUGUGUGCCCAGCACGGCCAGGUGGUAGCCUGGAGGACACCCACACUGUGCCCCCAGAGCUGUGAGGAGAAGAACAUCCGGGAAACCGGCUAUGAGUGCGAAUGGCGCUAUAACAGCUGUGGGCCUGCCUGCCCAGUCACAUGCCAGCACCCGGAGCCUCUGGCUUGCCCUGUGCGGUGCAUGGAGGGCUGCCACGCCCACUGCCCUCCAGGAAGAAUCCUGGAUGAACUUCUGCAGACUUGUGUGGACCCCCAAGACUGCCCUGUGUGCGAGGUGGCUGGUCGGCGGUUGGCCCCUGGCAAGAAAGUCACUUUGAGCCCUGAUGACCCUGCUCAGUGUCAGAAUUGUCACUGUGAUGGUACCAACCUUACCUGCAAAGCCUGCCGAGAGCCUGGAGGUCUGCUGGUACCCCCGACAGAUGGACCGGUCAUUUCUACCACCCCAUAUGUUGAAGAGACUCCCGAGCCGCCCCUGGACAGCUUCUCCUGCGACAAGCUACUGGAUCUCGUCUUUCUUCUGGAUGGCUCCUCCAGGCUCUCCGAGGCCGAGUUUGAAGUGCUCAAGGCGUUUGUGGUGGGUAUGAUGGAGAAGCUCCGCAUCUCUCAGAAGCGCAUCCGUGUGGCAGUGGCGGAGUACCACGAUGGCACCCACUCCUACAUUGAGCUCAAGGCCCGGAAGCGGCCCUCAGAGCUCCGGCGCAUUGCCAGCCAGGUUAAGUAUGCAGGCGGCCAGGUGGCCUCUACCAGCGAGGUUUUGAAGUACACGCUGUUCCAGAUCUUUGGCAAAGUGGACCGCCCAGAAGCCUCCCGCAUCGCCCUGCUCCUGACUGCUAGCCAGGAGCCCCCUCGGACGGCCAGGCAUUUGGUCCGCUAUGCCCAGGGCCUGAAGAAGAAGAAGGUCAUUGUGGUCCCCGUGGGCAUUGGGCCACAUGCCAGCCUCAAGCAGAUCCGUCUCAUUGAGAAGCAGGCCCCCGAAAACAAGGCCUUUCUCCUCAGUGGGGUGGAUGAGCUGGAGCAGAGAAGGGAUGAGAUAAUCAGUUACCUCUGUGACCUUGCCCCUGAGCCCCCGGCCCCUACUCAGCCUCCCCGGGUAGCACAGGUCACCCUGGGUCCAGGGACCUCUGAGGUUUCAUCACCAGGACCAAAGAGGAAGUCCAUGGUUCUGGAUGUGGUGUUUGUCCUGGAGGGGUCAGACGAAGUUGGUGAAGCCAACUUCAAUAAGAGCAAAGAGUUCCUGGAGGAGACAAUACAGCGCAUGGAUGUGGCCCAGCAUGGCAUCCACGUGGCGGUACUGCAGUACUCAUACACGGUCACCGUGGAGUACACCUUCAACGAGGCCCAGUCCAAGCAGGAUGUGCUGCAGCACGUGCGAGAGAUCCGCUACCGUGGCGGCAACAGGACCAACACUGGGCAGGCCCUGCAGUACGUUUCUGAGCACAGCUUCUCUCCCGGCCAGGGGGACCGGGAACAGGCCCCUAACCUGGUCUACCUGGUCACGGGGAACCCUGCCUCUGAUGAGAUCAAGAGGUUGCCUGGAGACAUCCAGGUGGUGCCCAUUGGGGUGGGUCCCCAGGCCAAUGUGCACGAACUGGAGAGAAUCAGCAGGCCCAACAUGCCCAUCUUCAUCCGAGACUUUGAGACGCUUCCCAGAGAGGCUCCGGACCUGGUUCUGCAGAGAUGCUGCUCCAAGGAGGGGCUACCGCUGCCCACCCUGUCCCCUACCCCUGACUGUAGCCAACCCCUGGAUGUGGUCCUCCUCCUGGAUGGCUCCUCUGCUUUGCCGGAUGCUCACUUUGAAAAGAUGAAGAGUUUUGCCAAGGCUUUCAUUUCAAAGGCCAACCUUGGGCCCCACCUCACUCAGGUGUCCGUGAUGCAGUACGGAAGCAUCAAUACCGUCGAUGUACCAUGGAACGUGGCUCAGGAGAAAGCCCAUCUACUGAGUUUGGUGGACUUCAUGCAGCGGGAAGGCGGCUCCAGCCGGAUUGGAGAUGCUUUGGCCUUUGCCGUGCGCUAUGUAACUUCACAAAUCCACGGAGCCAGGCCUGGAGCCUCCAAGGCAGUGGUCAUCCUUGUCAUGGAUACCUCCUCAGAGUCUCUGGACGCAGCAGCAGAUGCUGCCAGAUCCAACCGAGUAGCAGUGUUCCCCAUUGGGGUCGGGGAUCGAUAUGACGAGGCCCAGCUGAGGAUCUUGGCAGGCCCUGGGGCCAGCUCCAAUGUCAUAAAGCUCCAGCAAAUUGAAGACCUCCCCAGCAUGGCCACCUUGGGCAAUUCCCUCUUCCAGAAACUGUGCUCUGGGUUUUCUGGAGUUUGUGUGGAUGAGGAUGGGAACGAGAAGAGGCCGGGGGAUGUCUGGACCUUGCCAGAUCAGUGCCACACAGUGACCUGCUUGCCAAGUGGCCAGACCUUGCUGCAGAGUCACCGGGUCAACUGUGACCAUGGACCCAGGCCUUCAUGUUCCAACAGCCAGUCCCCUGUUCGGGUGGAGGAGACCUGUGGCUGCCGCUGGACCUGUCCCUGUGUGUGCACCGGCAGUUCCACCCGGCACAUCGUCACCUUCGAUGGGCAGAACUUCAAGCUGACAGGCAGCUGCUCUUACGUCCUCUUUCAGAACGCGGAGCAGGACUUGGAGGUGGUCCUCCACAACGGGGCCUGCAGCCCUGGGGCAAUGCAGGCCUGCAUGAGGUCCAUUGAGGUGAAGCAUGCCGGCCUGUCUGUUGAGCUGCACAGCAACAUGGAGAUGGCAGUGAAUGGGAGACCGGUCCUUGCCCCUUACGUGGGCAGCAACAUGGAAGUCAGGAUCUACGGUGCCAUCAUGUAUGAAGUCAGGUUCAACCGUCUUGGCCACAUCCUCACAUUCACGCCCCAAAACAAUGAGUUCCAGCUGCAGCUUAGCCCCAAGACCUUUGCUUCCAAGAUGUAUGGUCUCUGUGGCAUCUGUGAUGAGAAUGGGGCCAAUGACUUUAUGUUGCGGGAUGGAACGGUCACCACAGACUGGAAGAGGCUUAUCCAGGAAUGGACCGUGCAGCAGGCAGGGCGCACGUGCCAGGCUGUUCCUGAGGAGCAGUGUCCUGCCCCUGACAGCUCCCUCUGUCAGGUCCUCCUCUCAGCGCUCUUUGCUGAAUGCCAUAAGGUCGUUGCCCCAGCCACGUUCCACAGCAUCUGCCAGCAAGACAGUUGCCACCGGGAGCGAGUGUGUGAGGUGAUCGCUUCUUACGCCCAUCUAUGUCGGACCAGCGGGGUCUGUGUUGAUUGGAGGACUGCUGACUUCUGUGCUCUGUCAUGCCCACCGUCCCUGGUAUAUAACCACUGUGGGCGGGGCUGCCCUCGGCACUGUGACGGGAACGCUAGCUUCUGUGGGGACCACCCCUCCGAAGGCUGCUUCUGUCCCCAACACCAAGUCUUGCUGGAAGGCAGCUGUGUCCCCGAGGAGGCCUGCACUCAGUGUGUCGGGGAGGAUGGAGUCCGCCAUCAGUUCCUAGAGACCUGGGUCCCAGAGCAUCAGCCCUGCCAGAUCUGUAUGUGCCUGAGUGGGAGGAAGAUUAACUGUACUGAACAGCCAUGCCCCACAGCCAGAGCCCCCACGUGUGGUCUGUGUGAAGUGGCCCGCCUCAAGCAGAGUGCAAACCUGUGCUGCCCAGAGUAUGAGUGUGUGUGUGACCUGGUCAGCUGCACCUUGCCUCCGGUGCCUCCAUGUGAAGGAGGACUCCAGCCGACCCUGACGAAUCCCGGAGAAUGCAGGCCCACCUUCACCUGCGCCUGCAGGAAGGAAGAGUGCAAAAGAGUGUCCCCGCCCUCCUGCCCCCCUCACCGGACACCUACCCUUCGGAAGACCCAGUGCUGUGAUGAGUAUGAGUGCGCUUGCAGCUGUGCCAACUCCACCGUCAGCUGCCCACUUGGGUACCUGGCCUCAGCCACCACCAAUGACUGUGGCUGCACCACAACCACCUGUAUCCCUGACAAGGUUUGUGUCCACCGAGGCACCAUCUACCCCGUGGGCCAGUUCUGGGAGGAGGGCUGUGACACAUGCACCUGCACCGACAUGGAGGAUACUGUCAUGGGUCUUCGUGUGGCCCAGUGCUCGAAGAAGCCGUGUGAAGACAGCUGUCAGCCAGGUUUCUCUUAUGUUUUCCAUGAAGGUGAGUGCUGUGGAAAGUGCCUGCCCUCUGCUUGCGAGAUGGUGGCCGGCUUGCUGCGGGGAGAUUCCCUCUCUUCCUGGAUAGAAGUUGGAUCCCAAUGGCCUGUCCCUGAGAACCCCUGCCUCAUCAACGAGUGUGUCCGAGUGGACGAGGCAGUCUUUGUGCAGCAGAAAAACAUCUCCUGCCCCCAGCUGGCUGUCCCUACUUGUCCCACAGGCUUCCAGCUGAGCUGUGAGACCCCAGAAUGCUGCCCUAUCUGUCACUGUGAGCCGGUGGAGGCGUGCCUGCUCAAUGGCACCAUCAUCGGGCCGGGGAGGAGUGUGAUGGUUGAUUUGUGCACCACCUGCCGCUGCACCGUGGAGGCAGGAGUCAUCUCCAGAUUCAAGCUGGAGUGCAGGAAGACCACCUGUGAGGCCUGCCCCCUGGGCUAUCGGGAAGAGAAGAACCCAGGCGAGUGCUGUGGGAGAUGUUUGCCUACGGCUUGCACUAUUCAGCUAAGAGGAGGACAGAUCACGACACUGAAGCGUGACGAGACACUCCAAGAUGGCUGUGAUAGUCAUCUCUGCAAGGUCAAUGAGAGAGGAGAGUACAUCUGGGAGAAGAGGGUCACAGGCUGCCCACCCUUUGAUGAACGCAGGUGUCUGGCUGAAGGAGGGAAAGUUGUGAAAAUUCCAGGCACCUGCUGUGACACAUGUGAGGAGCCUGACUGCAAAGACAUCAUAGCCAAGCUACAGUACGUCAAAGUGGGAGACUGUAAGUCCCAAGAGGAAGUGGACAUUCAUUACUGCCAGGGCAAGUGUGCCAGCAAAGCUGUAUACUCCAUUGACAUAGAGGACGUGCAGGAACACUGCUCUUGCUGCUGGCCCUCCAGGACGGAGCCCAUGCGUGUGCCCUUGCACUGCACCAAUGGCUCUGUCGUGUACCACGAGGUCAUCAAUGCCAUGCAGUGCAGGUGUGCUCCCCGGAAGUGCAGCAAGUGAGUGGACUCCCACCGCUGCCCGUGCUGUGGCCUGACCAGCCGGAGAGUCACUCCAUCCCCUGUGCAUCCUGCCCUCUGUGCCCCACCCCCCCGGGUCCACAAUAAAGGCCAAGCUCUCAUCUUAA